Amphimedon queenslandica is the source of this 415-nucleotide messenger RNA. Its product is annotated as interaptin-like. NCBI's taxonomy places the organism in Eukaryota, Metazoa, Porifera, Demospongiae, Haplosclerida, Niphatidae. The annotation marks the transcript as partial. The record is from RefSeq and is a predicted model, not a curated record. The transcript has 2 exons.
AUGUGGAAGUAUAUGGAAGUAGAAAGUAGAGAUACCACAUUAUUACCUGCAGGAACAACAGAAAAGGAAGAGAAUCAGGUUAUGUUGCUACAGGAGAAAGUUGAAAGUAUUCAAAAGCAACUGGAGGAAGAAAAGGAGGUUUAUGAACAAGCUAUGAAGAAAUAUGAAGAAGAAAUACUUCAACAGAAAGAACAACUCAUUCAAAAAGAAAACACAAUACCAAUACUACAAAACAAGUUAAAUGAAGAGAUACAAAAAUCCUCCAGUUUAAUGAAAGAGAAAGGAGUUAAUCAAAAAGAGAAAGAGGAACUACAAAUAACGAUUGAUGAUCUUCAACAAGAGUUAGACGAACUACAGCAAGUCAAAGAUCACAAGGAAGUAUCAGUUCAGUGUGACUACACUAUCACUCAGUUAG